GACGGUGUGUUGUGUGAUUUGGACGUAGAUAUUUGAUUGAUAAACUCUUAAGUAUUUAAAAUUUUUGUUCUCAUCGUUUUGUGGUAUUUGUUAUGGAUUAAAACUCGGAUGUGCGAUUUCAAACGUAAUUUUGAACGGCCAGUUCAGUUCAACGUACGCAACAGUUAGUUUAGCUAGCAACGGUUUUAUUUCAAGUUUGAUAUAAUUUCAGUCACUGCACAACGAUCAUGUUGGCUAUAUUCAAUUUACAAAGUCUCUUGACAAUUUUAUUGCUGUCUAUUUGUACAUGCACAUAUCUACGACAGUUAGUGCCAAGCAUUAUUGAUAGAAACAAAGUUGGACCAUUAGGAACAUUCUGGAAGUUGGCAAGAAUUGGUGAACGUAAAAGUCCCUAUGUGUCAUUUUGUUGUUUUGCAAUGGCCUUCAGUAUUUUAUUUUGGACUUAAUAUUAUUAAUUUUAAGUUAUUCAAAUCAUUUUUUAUCAUGUUACACAUU
Sipha flava (yellow sugarcane aphid) is the source of this 495-nucleotide messenger RNA. It is a transcript of the gene ksh, whose product is annotated as protein kish-A. The record is from RefSeq and is a predicted model, not a curated record. Gene Ontology annotation, biological process: protein secretion; intracellular transport. The transcript has 3 exons. Bases 228 to 446 code for a protein of 72 amino acids. NCBI's taxonomy places the organism in Eukaryota, Metazoa, Arthropoda, Insecta, Hemiptera, Aphididae.